Messenger RNA from Momordica charantia (bitter melon), 1557 nucleotides. RefSeq names its product adenylate isopentenyltransferase 5, chloroplastic-like. Gene Ontology annotation, molecular function: tRNA dimethylallyltransferase activity. Gene Ontology annotation, biological process: tRNA modification; cytokinin biosynthetic process. The record is from RefSeq and is a predicted model, not a curated record. Gene Ontology annotation, cellular component: mitochondrion. NCBI's taxonomy places the organism in Eukaryota, Viridiplantae, Streptophyta, Magnoliopsida, Cucurbitales, Cucurbitaceae.
AAUAUCAAAAACCAAAAAAAUUAGCACGCACGAACAUCAUCUUCCAUCAAGGAAGAAAGCCACGACAGUCCAGAACACCCCCCUAACUUCCGGAAAAAGUCGAUGUGCAGGCUUGCUUUGCCAAACUGUGAGCACAUCUUCAUGACCUCUUGUAGAUCCAAAGCUUCGUCGAUGGAAAAGCUAAUCUCAGUUAGAUUUCAGACCUUCAACCACAGCCAUUGCCUAAACCUUGAUUUGACAUCUGUGAUACACAAGCCUACACCCAGCCGAAAUCAACGAACCAUUAGAGUCACGAAGAAUCCAGCCAAUGCCACCACGAUUCAGGGAGUCCAUCCAGGUAGUGUUCGUGUUCAAUUUCCAUCUAUGGUGGGGUGGUGUGGUCCAACUGUUCCCUUCAACUGCGCUUCGCCUAUCCCGCUUGACCAGGUGAAGAUGAAGGAAAAUGACAGCGUUGAGUAUGUGAGUGGUUAUAAGCACAAAAUCGUGUUCGUAAUGGGCUGCACCGCCACCGGAAAAUCCAAACUCGCCGUCGACUUGGCCACUUUCUUAUCGUCGGAGAUCAUCAACUCCGACAAGAUUCAGUUCUACAGAGGCCUCGACAUCGUCACCAAUAAGAUCGCCGAAUCCGAUCGCCUCGGCGUGCCUCACCAUCUCCUCGGCAUCAUCGACGAUCCCGACGCCGAUUUGACUGCCGGAGAGUUCUGCCGCCGCCUCGAGGAAACAAUCGCGGAGAUCAUCGGACGCCGACGGCUUCCAAUCGUCGUCGGAGGAUCGAACAACUACAUCGAGGCGUUGGUCGAUAAUCCGAUCACGAAUUUUCGGUCGCGAUUCGAUUGCUGCUUCGUUUGGAUCAACGUUUCACUUCCGGUUUUGUACAGGUACAUCGCAAAGCGUGUGGAUCGGAUGGUGGAGGUAGGGCUUGUGGAGGAGGUCCGAGAGAUGUUCGUUCCUGGCGCCAACUACAGCCUCGGAAUUCGGCGCGCGAUUGGCGUUCCAGAGAUGGAUGCUUACUUUAGAGCAGAGCAGAACGAGGAAGCGUACAAGGAAGAUUUGCUAAAAUCGGCGAUUCAAGAAAUUAAGGACAAUACCUGCAAACUCGCGCUCCGUCAGUUGAGGAAAAUUCAUCGACUCCGAGACGAGCGCGGUUGGGGACUUCACAGGAUUGACGCGACCACGGUGUUCGAAAAGAGCGGAGAAGACGCUGUCGAUGAGUGGAUGAAUGUGGUUCUAAAACCGAGCUUGGCAAUCGUCGGCGAUUUCCUCAACGAAGACCAUGAACAGAAAAUUUCUUCCAAAGCAAUCGAGAACCCAAUUCGUGAUUGGCGGUUACAAAGAACCCUUCGCAACUUUACUUGAAUUUGAAAUCACAGCUACAGCUUUGAGCCCCCAAUGUGAUCGUAUUCGGUCUUGUGUUUGCCUUCACAACUUUACUUGAAUUUGAAAUCACAGCUACAGCUUUGAGCCCUAGUAGAAUCGAGCUAGUAWUCGAAUUCAGGACAUUUUAAUUCGUUCUUAAUCCAUUGAAAUCCUAUAAGAUCUAUCUAGUUGUCUAGAAAA